Molecule: messenger RNA, 1530 nt
Organism: Cuscuta campestris
Lineage: Eukaryota; Viridiplantae; Streptophyta; Magnoliopsida; Solanales; Convolvulaceae
Source: the annotation of a GenBank genome assembly
GGUGACCAAGUGGGCACGACCAUGCCGCAAGGUGUAGACUAGUUGACCAAAUGGACGAAUAAUUAAUAAUUUUAGUUUGACGCAGUACUAAUUUUAAUAAUCGUUAUAGUUUAUUCUUGAAAUGAUUUCAGGAGUGAAAUCCACGAAGUUCACCAUCGUUAACAAUUGUCCGUACACAAUUUGGCCUGCUACUCUUACCGGAGGAGGCGGUAGUUCUCAAGCCCCGACUGGGUUCGAACUGGCACAUGGUGCAUCCACGUCAUUUGACAUCCCCGCCCAAUGGACAGGUCGCUUUUGGGCAAGAACAGAGUGUAGCACCCAAACCAGCAAGUUCUUAUGCGCGACCGCCGACUGCGGCUCUGGUCAAGUGGCGUGCAACGGUGCUGGAGCGAUUCCUCCGGCGACUCUAGUAGAAUUCACAUUGGGGGGUUUCCAAGGUAAGGAUUUCUACGACGUCAGCUUGGUGGACGGAUUCAACCUCCCCGUCUCUGUUGUGCCGGACAACCCAAACUGUCAUCGGACGGAUUGUCCGGUGGACGUGAACGCGAAGUGCCCAACGGAGCUGGCAUUGAGGGAUGGAAACGGGGCGGUGGUGGGAUGCAAAAGCGCAUGUUUGGCACUGGGGCAACCGCAAUACUGUUGCACGGGGGAUCAUGGGUCGCCACAAACAUGCCCGCCCACCCAAUAUUCUUUAUUUUUCAAAGGAUUGUGUCCCAAUGCGUAUAGUUAUGCCUAUGAUGACAAGACAAGCACUUUCACCUGCAACACUGGUCAAGCCAAUUACGUCAUCACCUUCUGCCCUUAGAACAUAUAUAUAUAUAUAUAUAAAUCGUGUUGAGAUUUUAUUUAUUUGAGAUUAAAUGUCUUUUAAUUUUUUUCUUGGUGUGGAAAACUUUAAUUUGUAGUGUCAUGUAUUGUUUCUCAUCACCACACCGUUGAGAUCACAAAAAUAAACUGCUAUUUCUUUUCGAAAAUAUUUUUCCCAAAUUUCUUUCUUUUUAACUAGAAAAGAAAUACUCAUUACCCCGUAUAACAUUUAGAAUAUAAUUACUACAACAUUCAAUUUCUUGAUAUAUUAUACCACAUCCAUCUAAUGUAAUGAAAACCGGACCGCACCGGCUAGUCAAAUCGAUUGGACCGCUACCCCUAGAAGUACGUAUCAGGCUUGAUUCAAUGCUCAAAUCAUUUUAGGAAAUCCCGUCCAAACCCGGUGGAAUCAAUGAAUCGGGUUGGCUCGGACGGUCCACAGAAAUGAAAACAAGAGAAACAAAGCCAAAACUACUCAAAAGAGUCUCCUUGCAUAUAUGCCUUUGCUUCAGCCACUAGCUACUUGGAAACCUCCCUCUGGACACUGUAAAAAAAGAAGAAGUUCAUUCCUCCAAUCCUCACCUUAUCCCAUACAUACAGCAACUGCAAAUGGACACUGUAAACAGACAUGCUCAACAGACUCCGUUUGACAACCACGUACAAAUCGCACAAACUUUAGCAAUGCCUAACCCAUUCCUAUCCAAAGCCAAAACUACUCAAAAG